AAGCCGCCAAGGGUCAAUUUCAAUCGGCGUGCUCAUUUGAACAAGAGGAACCGCUACGAAGAAGAAGAGAAGAGCGGCCCAGUACUGAUUAUUCAACUUUCAAGUCAAUAUUGAUGGAGUGGCAGCCAGAUGAGCAGGGACUUCAGCAGGUCCUACAGCUGCUCAAAGACUCCCAGUCACCUAACACAGUCACACAGAGAGCUGUCCAACAAAAACUUGAACAACUCAACCAGUUCCCUGACUUUAACAACUAUCUCAUCUUUGUCCUUACACGACUCAAAACUGAAGAUGAGCCGACUCGCUCUCUGAGUGGUCUGAUACUGAAGAACAAUGUCAAAGCCCACUACCAGAACUUCCCAUCAGCUGUCGCUGACUUCAUCAAGCAGGAAUGCCUCAACAACAUCGGCGAUCCCUCGCCACUCAUCCGUGCCACCAUUGGCAUCCUGAUCACAACUAUUGCCUCCAAAGGAGAGCUGCAAACAUGGCCCGAGCUGCUGCCUCAGCUCUGCAACUUGCUCAACUCAGAGGACUACAACACGUGCGAGGGCUCAUUUGGCGCACUGCAGAAGAUCUGCGAGGAUUCGUCGGAGCUGCUGGACAGCGACGCUCUGAACAGACCCCUCAACAUAAUGAUACCCAAAUUCCUUCAGUUCUUCAAGCAUUGCAGCCCCAAGAUUAGAUCCCAUGCCAUAGCCUGCGUGAACCAGUUCAUCAUCGGCCGAGCCCAAGCCCUGAUGGACAACAUUGACACUUUCAUAGAGAGCCUGUUUGCGCUGGCAGCAGAUGAGGACUCUGAGGUCAGGAAGAAUGUGUGCCGAGCCCUGGUCAUGCUACUGGAGGUCCGCAUCGACCGCCUCAUCCCCCACAUGCACAGCAUCAUCCAGUACAUGCUGCAGCGAACCCAGGACCCUGACGAGAACGUGGCUCUGGAGGCCUGCGAGUUUUGGCUGACUCUAGCAGAGCAACCCAUCUGUAAAGAGGUGCUCUCUGGACACCUAGUGCAACUGAUCCCUAUCUUAGUAAAUGGGAUGAAGUAUUCUGAGAUAGACAUCAUACUACUGAAGGGUGACGUGGAGGAGGACGAGGCGGUACCAGACAGCGAGCAGGACAUCAAACCCCGUUUCCACAAGUCACGCACAGUCACUUUGCAGCAUGAAGGAGGGGAGGGGGAGGAGGGGGAGGACAUCGAGGAAGAUGACGACGACGAUGACGACACGCUGUCUGACUGGAAUCUGCGGAAAUGUUCGGCCGCAGCACUGGACGUGCUGGCCAAUGUGUUCCGCGACGAGUUGCUACCCCACCUCCUGCCACUCCUGAAAGGCCUGCUCUUUCACCUUGACUGGGUGAUCAAGGAGUCUGGCAUCCUGGUGUUGGGGGCCAUAGCUGAGGGCUGCAUGCAGGGCAUGGUGCCCUACCUACCGGAGCUCAUCCCUCACCUCAUCCAGUGUCUGUGUGACAAAAAGGCCCUGGUCCGCUCCAUUGCCUGCUGGACCUUGAGUCGCUAUGCACACUGGGUGGUUUCCCAGCCCCCCGACUCGUAUCUCAAACCGCUCAUGACAGAGCUCCUGAAACGCAUCCUGGACAGCAACAAGAAGGUGCAGGAAGCCGCCUGCAGUGCAUUUGCAACCUUGGAGGAGGAGGCAUGCACAGAGCUGGUGCCAUAUCUGAGUUUCAUUCUGGACACACUGGUCUUUGCUUUCGGGAAGUACCAGCACAAGAAUCUGCUCAUCCUGUAUGAUGCCAUAGGGACUCUGGCAGAUUCAGUGGGUCACCAUCUCAAUCAGCCAGAGUACAUUCAGAAGCUGAUGCCCCCUCUUAUUGCGAAGUGGAAUGAGCUGAAGGACGAAGACAAGGAUCUCUUCCCUCUGCUGGAGUGUCUGUCGUCAGUAGCCACCGCCCUGCAGAGUGGGUUUCUGCCCUACUGCGAGCCCGUCUAUCAGCGCUGUGUCACAUUAGUCCAGAAGACACUAGCUCAGGCUAUGAUGUACAACCAGCAUCCAGACCAGUAUGAAGCUCCUGACAAGGAUUUCAUGAUUGUGGCCUUGGAUCUGCUAAGCGGGCUGGCUGAAGGUCUGGGAGGACACGUGGAACAGCUUGUGGCUCGCUCUAACAUCAUGACCCUGCUUUUCCAGUGCAUGCAGGAUACCAUGCCCGAGGUGAGGCAGAGCUCCUUUGCUCUCCUGGGCGAUUUAACAAAGGCAUGCUUCCUCCACGUGAAGCCCUGUAUUGCUGAGUUCAUGCCCAUCCUUGGUCUCAACCUGAACCCAGAGUUUAUCUCCGUGUGUAAUAACGCCACCUGGGCCAUUGGGGAGAUCUCCAUGCAAAUGGGUGCAGAAAUGCAGCCGUAUGUGGGUAUGGUGCUGCCACACCUGGUGGAGAUCAUCAAUAGACCCAACACUCCCAAGACUCUGUUGGAAAACACAGCCAUCACGAUCGGCAGGCUGGGUUUUGUGUGUCCUCAGGAAGUGGCGCCACAGCUGCAGAAUUUCAUUAGGCCAUGGUGCACGUCGUUGAGGAAUAUAAGAGAUAAUGAGGAGAAGGACUCGGCUUUCCGGGGAAUCUGUGUGAUGAUCGGCGUGAACCCUGCAGGAGUGGUGCAGGACUUUAUUUUCUUCUGUGAUGCUGUGGCCUCAUGGGUGAGCCCGAAGGACGACCUGAGGGACAUGUUUUAUAAGAUCCUGCAUGGCUUCAAGGACCAGGUCGGAGAGGAGAACUGGCAGCAGUUCUCUGAGCAGUUCCCUCCUCUGUUGAAGGAGCGCCUGUCAGCCUGCUACGGCGUCUAACCCGGCCACCCCUUUGGUCCACGCAGGACACUGACCUGUUAAGUUAAUGAAGGGGAGGGUAACAGGGGAACUCAUUGCACUGCCCAGAACGUGGGGAGAAACUAGAGCUGGAGGGAUGUGACUGGCCUUGACCCUCCACUCUGCGGAUAGCCUCCAUUUCCCCUCCCCCGUUGCCCUGUUUGUCUCUCUGAGGGAGGGUGGGAGGAGGGUGGUGGGUGUGGGGAGGGUAAACUGGGGAUAUACACAUACCUCUCGGAUAAAACGCCUCACUAAAUCCAACAUGCUCAAAAGUGACUUUUCGCCAACAGCACCGCAGGGAUUCUAGGUAGGUGAGGGCAAAACGGAGGCCAAGUUCGACCUCCCCCCUCCUCGAUAUUUUUUUUCCUAUUUUUUUUUUUUUUUUUUAAAUUAGUCUGACAUAGAUGACGGCUGGGAGGGGAGGGGGGGGUGGCAGAUAGGUACACUUUUAAAAACAAAACAAAAAGGAAUGAUCUGAAACAGCAUAGGGUGCCACAGUCCCAAAUACCACACACAGGUGUUUAAACAGGCUCGUGCCAGAGGCUAAAUAAUAAACACAGACGCUUUUACUAUGUAACAAUGUGCACACAGUUUGUUUUGCACCUUUCACUGCAAAAAUCAUCAAAGCAUUUCGUGUGCAUACACAUGGGUCUUUUUUUUUUCUUUCUUUUUUUUUCUCUCCCUCCCUUUCAUAUUUACGCUUCCUUCCUCUUCCCUUGGUUGCUGAAAAUCUUCAGUCCUGUAGCUAUUUUCCUUCCCUUGUCGGAGGCAAAGAGAUGCAGUACAUCUGUCCUCUUUAAGGUUUUACCACCACAGUACCAAAAUAUUGCAUGACAUACGAUCACCUCUUAAGUGAUGCACGUUAGAGUGAAUGGGUUUUGUUUCUGUAUUGUUUUUUUUCCUUCUCCAUUUAUUGCGUUAGUUGUCGUCCGAACGGGGAGGCUUGCCAUAACUUAAAGCCGUCACGUGCGUGGUUCUUUUGUCCUCCCUUUUCAUGCAUAUUGUCUAAUCAGUGUCCGAGUAGUUAAAACGGAGGCAGCGCGCACGUGUGCGAAGACUAGAUUAUAGGCAGGUUUAAUCAGCUCGUGCGCAUUUUUGUUUGGGGAAAAAACCAACACUGCAACAGGAGUUUAAAAUACUGUAGGCAAGCUGAGAAUCAUAUUUGCUGCUUUCUUUCUUUUUUUUUUUUUUAAAUAGAGUAUUUGUGAAACAGAGCUAUAAGACAUCACCAAGAAUGAAUUGGUUCUUACUGGUAUAAAUGCACUUUUUUUCUCUCUUUUGUAAUAAAUUUAGAAUUUCUUAUGUAAGGCGUACAGUAAUAUACUGAACUUGAAACCUAGCGUUUUGUCUUGAUAAGUGAUUUUUAGGACUGUUAACGGCUUGCCGAGGUAAGCAUACUGAUAAUGUUAAGCAAUGAUACGAUGACUUGGUAAGACUUGAGGCCUCUUAACAUAGUUUUAUAAUGUAGCUCCUUAUAAAAUGGACUGAUUAGGAUGUAAGUGGAGGGAGACAUCUUAAAUGUAGUGUUUUUUUGCAGUUGUCAAUCCAUACCUGUGUCUGAGGAUGUCACUCCCCCCCUCCCCGGUCGAUUUCAUUACAGCUUCCUGUUAAGCGAUGGCUGUCGGAGCCAUCGAGGCUUCACCUUGUCAUGAAUGUUGCAUGCUUUUUGACAGGUCUUGCCCCUUUCGUUUUUCUUGUUCUUCUAGUAGCUGGUCCCUUUUUAGGGACCCACCUUUAUAAGUGCUUGUCAAUGGCAAUGCAACUCGCUGCUGGACUGAUAAGGUACUUCUCCAGCUUAUGAUCAAACUAGUGAUUGUCGUUGCCAUAUAUUCACCCGUUGAUACUGUGUAGGAUAUGCCUGGGAUAAACAGAGUCCUGAUAGUACGUUCCCUCAUCUUGGUUAUCUUACUCUGCUUUAUCUUCUCAUCACUGUCCAUGGUGUGGAUGGUUGUAAUGGAGCUGUAUAUGGCUGUUUGCCUGGUUGUGUUUCCAGAAGUACUUUUUAGACAUAAUUUGACCAGCCCUACUCAAAAAGUUAUGUUUGGGAGUAAAGUUAGGCCACUUGCCUGCUGGUUAAUAGUUGGACAGGGUGCACAAAAGCUUCAGAGAUAAUGAUUAAGAUUCCAGCCGCACAGGGCAAGAGACCGGUCAAUGAUCUCCCCGGCAACCUCUGGUCGCUAGGGGAAAAAUGUCUAUUUUACGAGUGGUUUCUGGCAUUUGCCAGGUGGAAAUUUGUCUCAAAGGGGGUUUAUACAGUGUUGUAGUGAUAACCUUGAAAUUGCUUUGAUUACUUCCAGGUGGCUUCUGUGUCCCAUAGUUUCUAUUGAAGACUGCUCACUGCUGGUGAAACUGACAAGUUCACCACAAACCAGAAACGGAGACUGUUUCCUUUAAAGUAAAAGUUGGCUUUAAAAAAAAGAAGGAAAAAAAACAAAAGAAAUUGUUGCAUCAGUAAGACCUGGUUUUUACUUUGUUAGCAAAUGUUUUUAGUUUCUGGUUUGAAGGUUUUUCACAUUUAGCCACCGGAGGUCGCCGAUCAGUCUCUAGCCUCCAUGACUGAGGCCCGAUGGACAUCUCUAACACAUGUUCCUGCCUGAUCAAAGUUGCAUUCACAUCAGCUUCUGACUGUAGAUUAUGUAUUUUAGAAUAAACCCUUUAAUUCUG
Molecule: messenger RNA, 5465 nt
Organism: Oreochromis aureus
Lineage: Eukaryota; Metazoa; Chordata; Actinopteri; Cichliformes; Cichlidae
Product: transportin-2
Exons: 25
Coding region: 114-2783 (889 amino acids)
Biological process (GO): protein import into nucleus
Cellular component (GO): cytoplasm; nucleus
Molecular function (GO): small GTPase binding; nuclear import signal receptor activity
Source: RefSeq, a predicted model, not a curated record